AUGUCAUAUUUUUCUGUGCAUCAAUUUUCCAACUUGUCACAAGUUUUUUGGGAGGUCAUCACUAAAAAAUGCAGAGUGUGUCGUAUCAUUUGUGAAAAACAAGCCCCAUUUGUGAGAAGCUGCACAUCCAACUCAUUGCAAUGCAUUGGGGGGAGACGUCGCCAAAAUUCACAGAAUAUGUCAUAUUAUUUGAGUGGAAAACGUGGGUUUUUAUUUAGAAGCUGUGCGUCGACAUUAGAACUCGUCGCAAUGCUUUUGGGAGAGACAUCACCAAAAAGACACAGAGUACGACAUCUAGAGGGAAAUGUGCGCCCCAUUUGCGAGAAGCUACACUUCAAAGUUUAA
Laccaria bicolor S238N-H82 is the source of this 345-nucleotide messenger RNA. RefSeq lists its product as uncharacterized. The transcript is spliced from 5 exons. Lineage: Eukaryota; Fungi; Basidiomycota; Agaricomycetes; Agaricales; Hydnangiaceae. The record is from RefSeq and is a predicted model, not a curated record. Bases 1 to 345 code for a protein of 114 amino acids.